This is a messenger RNA of Tigriopus californicus, 1264 nucleotides long. RefSeq lists its product as uncharacterized. Bases 164 to 1033 code for a protein of 289 amino acids. Lineage: Eukaryota; Metazoa; Arthropoda; Copepoda; Harpacticoida; Harpacticidae. The transcript has 2 exons. The record is from RefSeq and is a predicted model, not a curated record.
GCUUUAUUAAACAACUCUUCACGGCCACGGAAAGGUGUUUGCAGAAAAGAAACAAAACCAGUUCGUACAUAACAUAGAUGAACCUCAGAUUUUCCAUUUGACGACUCAUUUGGACGUCUUAACUCAUGAGGUGACCAACUUGUGAUCAGUGUCCUCAUUGAUAAUGUGGAAACAAUUGCUGGUUCUUUCGUGGGUCUUUAUUGAAUUCUCUUGGUCUGAAGAAUAUGUGGACGAGGAUCCGGACCAUGAAUGUCCAGAUAGUGAGCAUUACUGGGAGGACAGUGACUAUAAAAUGUGUCGAGAGCAUGCCGAGAAUGACUUCCUGUUGAAUGCCAAACAACAGGGUAUGUGCGGUCUAUUGAACAAAGUGAGUGAUGAUUGUUUGAGAGAAUUCGAGAACUGCUUUGCACCCAAUGUUUUUCAAGACGUCAAAGAUUUAUCCUUGAUCUGGGAAGUCGAGAAAUUGGCCAAGUUAUUCGGUAUUGGUGAUAGCGUCAAGGAUUGUCCCAUAUCGAAGGAAUAUGCUAGUCGGACCGGCAAGAACCUGGACGAUCAUUCUCAAACCGACGAAUGCAACGAAUACGAGGUCAAAAAGGUCCUCAGCGAGUAUAGAGUUUGUGGCAAUAGGUUGCGUGACAAGUUCGCCCUGCAGAUCCGUGAUCCUUCCGAGCGACGUGGUGAAGUCCGUCAAGUGAUCUGUGAUCAUUUGGAUGAGUUGAUAACUCAGUGUUUCGAUCAUUUGGAGCCCUGCUUCGCGUCCAAAUAUGUCUGGAGCCUCAAGCGCUACCAGAAGGAGCUCAUGGGAGCCUUUUUCUAUCAAAUGGCUUCGGAUUAUGGCUUCCACAUUCGGGACUGUCCGAUCUUCCAAAGGAAAGAGACCUUCAAUGAGGUGGAUGCCGAGUUGGAACGACUACGGAAGAAGGACCAGGAUUUGUUCUGGAGCAAGAAGUACAACAUUGGAGCCUCCACGAACUUGAAAGGAGCACUAUCCUGGAUUUUGGUGAUUCUGGGUGUAGCUUUGGUGGGAGUCUAGAUCAUCAGAAAAGGCAAACAAAUGCCUCUAAAAUGCAAUGAGACUUCUUCAUACACUAAGGAUUGGUCAUCAGUUAUCUUAUAAGACCACUCGAAAGAAGUACCUUUAUUAGCCGUCAAGCCAUCUUUUUAUGGGUAAUGUAAAACAUUUUGCCGUUUCCGAUCAGCUGUAAUAUGAUCAUGACUAUUAAGGAAAAGAGUUAUAGUUUCAUAAAUAAAUAAUGAGACUUAA